AUGGAUGCGGGAUGGACUCAGCCAGAGCAAAUGACUCCGGCGGUGGGAUGGGAUCCACGCGUCGGUCUGAUCGUGUCCGAUUGGUUCCAGAGCAGCAUAGGUACCCGAUUGCUGAGAGUGGUGGCAGGGGCAUUCGAGCGCUUUGGGCUGGAGCUGGAUUCUUCAGCAGGGGCGUCGUGGUUCUACGAUGUAGAUGGGUCGAGUGUGUCGGAGCUCAAGUGGAAGAUUUGGACUAUGGCAAUCGCCCACGUCCUCCGGGUUCCCAUCCCGGAGAAUUUCCUGCACCUCUUCAUCGCUGUGGACUAUUUCAUGCGCCAGCGAGGCCGCUCCAACCAGCAACGUUAUGGUGACCGGAAACUGCUGUCCUUCGUGCUCCCUUGCCACUACGCUGUACUCAAGCUUGAAGAGCUCAAGGCGAGAGACAUUCAGACGCCAGCCACUGAAGCGAUGUCUUCAGAGGAAGGAAUUACACAUCUUGUGUCGCUCAUGUCUAGAGUUCCCUGUACUUUCUCGACGCGAACAUGUCUUCUGGAUGCCAUGCGCCUGUUUGAUGUGAGCGAGCAACUCUGUGUGCUCUUCUUCGCGUGGUUGCAGCUCCAGGUCCAGGUAAACAAGCAGCCGCUCGAAUGGCUCGACGCUUUCCUAGCUCAAGCCAAAGCUGGCGGCGGGGGGCACCUGGGCAACGUCUUGCUCUUCUUCCUAGACACCGUGCACGCAUACAGGUUUAAGGGUUUCUAUCUGCUACCCAGGGAGAACAUCGACAGGGUCUUUAAUGUUUGCAUCAAGGAACUCCCGAUGGUAGAGUGGCAGUCGAUCGACCUCACCCCCGGCGUCCGUCAGGUGUUAGAGGAGGUGGACGCAGAAGUGACACACAAAUUCGAGUGGGACAAAAGCCUUCUUUUACCUCUGGAGCGUUGGGUGCAUAGGAGGUCGCUCGUUUACCAGCACAGGCCUCGCGAGAUUCCAUACGUUAUGGACUUUACGGAUGCAAGCUUGCAAAUUGGCCGUCUGAUCUACACUUGGACACUGACGAAGAAGGGGCAGCGGGACCAUGCCGAGCUCCAGACGCUGUGCUCGACGGGCAAGUCGAUCGUGGAGCACGCACAGUCGGUGCCAGUGGGAAGCAGCGACGAGCGCCAGCUCUACCGUGCCGCCGCUGCCGUUUUCGGCAAGGAUCUUAGCGGCCAUUUCGUGCAGCUAUGCAGGAACGCGCAGUGGGAGCCGGAUGGGGUCCCUUGCUCGCAAUCCGAGCUGGGAGAAAUAAGGGAGCUGGCAUGGAGAGGGCUGAUUUUAAUCUUCAAAUUCCAGUCCAGAGUUCCAGAGCAUUACUUUGACGGCGGCCCUAAACAACUGAGAAACAAAGUGCCGUUCGGUGCCAUGAUCGUCUACAUUGUUCACGUAAUAUUUGAGGAUCACUUGGCUCUAGACAUUGACUGCAAAACGUGGACAGAAGAGUGCCACACUCUAAAUAGUCACCCAAAUAAUGCUACAGAUCGGAACAAGAGUGGGAUUUUUGUUGCAUCAGAUGGGACGAGGAAGAGAUGUCUAGCUCUUGAGAAGUUGAUAGAGUCUCCCAAAAUACAGAGGGCCCUGGGAGCCAGCGCUGAUGAAAUACGCGAUGCUAUGGUCAAGGCGAUUGCAGCAGGUGGUAUAUAUUAUGAUCAGGAACACAGAAAUUUAUGGUUUAAAAUGGGCAAAAUAUUCAGAGGGAAUUAUGAGAGGCUCUCUCAUGCAGCCCUUGAGGAAAACAUGAUACCAUGUUCUGAUCUGGGAUACUUGUGUUCGGACAUGAUGCUUGCUGGUACUGAAACUUCGGUCAUCACCACCGAGUGGGCACUUUCAGAGCUCAUGAACAAUCCAACAUGUAUGAUCAAAGCCCAAAAAGAGAUUGACACAAUUGUGGGCCGUGAGCGGAUGGUGGUGGAAGCCGAUCUUUGCAAGCUUAGCUACAUCAACAGUGUUGUCAACGAACUGUUUCGCUUGCAUCCGCCAGCGCCAAUGCUACUCCCUCACUAUUCAACGCAAGACUGCCUACAAGAUCCCCAUGAACUCGCGAGUUUUGGUCAACGCGUGGUCAAUUGCACGAGAUCCAAGCUUGUGGGAGUCUCCCAAUCUCUUCAACCCGGACAGAUUUGUGGAGAGAUCGAUCAGCUUCAAGGGGAAGAACUUUGA
Messenger RNA from Selaginella moellendorffii, 2172 nucleotides. RefSeq lists its product as uncharacterized. The transcript has 8 exons. The record is from RefSeq and is a predicted model, not a curated record. Gene Ontology annotation, molecular function: oxidoreductase activity, acting on paired donors, with incorporation or reduction of molecular oxygen; iron ion binding; monooxygenase activity. Lineage: Eukaryota; Viridiplantae; Streptophyta; Lycopodiopsida; Selaginellales; Selaginellaceae. The coding region runs from base 1 to 2172 and encodes 723 amino acids.